This is a messenger RNA of Myripristis murdjan (pinecone soldierfish), 1923 nucleotides long. Its product is annotated as carbonic anhydrase 4-like. Gene Ontology annotation, molecular function: carbonate dehydratase activity; zinc ion binding. Lineage: Eukaryota; Metazoa; Chordata; Actinopteri; Holocentriformes; Holocentridae. Gene Ontology annotation, cellular component: plasma membrane. Bases 131 to 1873 code for a protein of 580 amino acids. The record is from RefSeq and is a predicted model, not a curated record. The transcript has 18 exons.
GGCAGAGAAGCUGUUCUCCACUGCUCGGGCUCCUCUCUGAGUGGAAAAAAAGUGUGAGUAUCUGAGCACAUCAAUCCACCGGCAGUGCAUUUUUUUUUCAGCCUCAAGGACCUGAAGCUUGGAUAGCAAGAUGCCUCUGUCCUUUCUUCCGCUGUUCCUGUGUUGGGGAGUUUUUGUCGAUGUAUCUGAUGCAAGCAGUGACUGGUGCUAUACUGGCUGUGCGCACACUCCCAGCCACUGGAGCAGCAUUUCUGGCUCUUCCUGCGGGGGGGACAGGCAGUCUCCCAUUGACAUCGUCACUAGCCGUGCUGUGACUGACAGCAGCCUCCAUAACUUCACCCUGGUCAACUUCUCCUCCUCGCACGUCUUCAAGUCUCUCACAAACACGGGACAUACAGUGAAGUGCAUAUUGGAGGAAAAUGAGGUUGAAGUGACAGGAGGUGGACUCAAUGCCACAUACUCGACUAUUCAGUUUCACUUCCACUGGGGGGACGCAGAUCAUCACCCAGGCUCAGAGCACACCGUCGAUGGGCACAGAUAUCCCAUGGAGAUGCACAUUGUCAGUCUGAAGAAGGGCCUCUCGGUGGAGCAGGCCACGGUAGAUCCAGAGGGAAUUGCCGUUCUGGGGUUUUUCAUAAAUGCAACAGACGAUGGAGAAACCUCACAAACAUGGGAUGACUUCACCUCUUAUCUGAUGAACAUCACAACUAAAGGCUCUGUGGUUGAUGUAUCCCACAACAUCUCUAUUGCCGACCUGAUUGGAGACGUAGACCUCACCAAGUUCUAUCGGUACAUGGGCUCCUUGACCACACCCAACUGCAACGAAGCGGUGGUUUGGACGGUCUUCCAGGAACCGAUCAAAGUUCCCAAAAACCUGAUGGAGAGGUUUCCGGAGCAGACUGAGCUCUUCCACGUCUAUCGACCCACACAGCAUCUCAACGGGCGCCAUGUGUUUGCUUCCCCUGCGAUUCCACCCGCUCCCAGUCACGCGUGGUGCUAUGAUGACCACUGUGAUUACAGUCCUGAACACUGGCACCUUCUACCUGAGUCCCACUGUGACGGCGAGCGCCAGUCACCCAUCAACAUAAAGAAGGACGACGCUAUGGAGGACAAGCUACUUGAUGAUUUCACCUACACAAAGUUUGAUGACAAGCACACCAUGAAGUACAUCAUAAACACAGGCCACACAGUGAAGUGUGUACUGAAGGACGGUAUGGUGGAGGUCUCAGGUGGUGGUUUGGGUUACGUCUACUCCACCCUGCAGUUCCACUUCCACUGGGGCAGCGGAUCAGAUGACUCUGUGGGCUCAGAGCACACCGUGGACUCCAAGAGGUACCCGAUGGAGAUGCACAUAGUGAACAUGAGGAAAGAUUUAACUUUGGAGCAGGCAAAAGAGGCUCCUAACGGCCUCGCAGUGCUGGGAUUCUUCAUUGAGCCUGCUGAUGGACACAAGUCAGGAGGUGGAGGUUCAGAACAUCAUGAGGAAAGUUCCACAUCUCACACGGAUCCCUGGAAAACGUUUACCUCCUACUUGUCGGCUAUUAAAAACAUCAGCAGCCAGGUUGAGGUCACUGAAGAUAUCUCCAUCGAUGACUUGAUUGGAGAUGUGGACCGGUCAAUGUACUACCGCUACAAUGGCUCCCUAACCACCCCGUCGUGUAAUGAAGCAGUGGUUUGGACGGUCUUUAAAGAGCCCAUCAAGGUGGACAAGGACCUGAUGAAGAUGUUCCCACAUCGUGCAGGCUACCACAAUGUGUAUCGACCCACACAGUCCCUUCACAGCAGGAAAGUCUACACGACUGCAGCAUCCAGCGCCCCUGGACCCAUGAUGCUGAUCUUACUGCUGGCCUGUUUCUGCGUCUUUGCAAUCUAGUCGGCUAGAUCUGUGACAUGGCUGGCUAAUAAAGGAAUAGCUUGCACUGA